Molecule: messenger RNA, 1497 nt
Organism: Penicillium maclennaniae
Lineage: Eukaryota; Fungi; Ascomycota; Eurotiomycetes; Eurotiales; Aspergillaceae
Exons: 1
Coding region: 1-1497 (498 amino acids)
Source: RefSeq, a predicted model, not a curated record
AUGUGGCAAAAACGGUAUCACUGGGUCCUGGCAAGCAUUGUAGCCUUGGGGCUUGUGCUGACCGUGUACCAUACCCAACGACCACAAGAAAACGAGGUCGGCGAUGAAGGUAUAUCUAUUUUCAAGGGCAAUUUGCCACCUGUUCCCGAUUACGAGGAUGGUCACGUCGCCCACGAAGAGGCAUAUACCGCGCCGAAGACUACGCAUACAUUGGCGAACGAGGCGACGGAAGCCACAACACAACCCGCCGCUGCAAAGUGGGAUCCAGCCUGGGAAGAUAAGAAGAAAUGGCCCCAAUGGUCAAAACCAAAUACGACCUCACCCGUCCCGACUUCAGUGAAAUCGAUCUCAAACUCAUCCUCGACAAACUCGACGUCUAUAUCGCACCAGGGAAUAGAUCAGUAUGUUCGCUCAAUUCUCGACUUCGAAGAUGACGAUACAUUCAAGCGUCUUCCCUGUCCCUCCCGGGCUGGAAGCAGGUACAGUCACUUGCGCGAAAUAGCGGAUACAAGCGGCCAAGUGCGAUAUUUCUUCGCGCUGAAUAUGGGCGAGUCGGCGCGCGUCAUCUCACGAAUGAUGAGUUCCAUCGUCGAGGCAAUGCGGUUCCUGGGUCCGAAACACUGUGCUGUAUCGAUUGUCGUUGAGAAGUCGGAUGACGGGACGACUGAGAUAUUGGGCGAGCUUAAGCCACGGGUUGAGGCGAUUGGGGCGCGAUUCUACUUGAUUGAGGUUACAUCUAUUCCGCGCAAUUCGACAGGGAUUUCAAAAGAGAAGCAUAUUGCAGAAUCGAGGAAUAAAGUGCUUGAACCGCUGAAGAUUGUUGGGGCGCAAGGUGUUAUAGACGACUUGGCGGGGAUGUAUUCGCCAGAGGCGUUGAUUGUCUUUGUGGAUCAGAUUGCGCUUUGUCCGGAGGACAUUCUGGAGCUCAUUUUUCAGCAUGUCAACCAGGGGGCGAGUAUGGCUUGUCCGUUUGUGUGGACGGAGAACGGAACGCAGUUUGGGGAUCUCUUGGUGUCGAGGUCACUGGCGGGUGAUACGUUCUUUGAGAUUCCGCAUGAUGGAUCGUUGGCGUAUAGUCAGGAUCUUUUCUGGAAUGAUGAGGUUUCACAACGUCAUUUCAAUAGGGCUCGGCCUUUCCAGGUGUUUUCCUGCUGGGGAGGAAUGGUCACAUUGAACGCAGCGUCCUUUGCUGAGAAAACGUUCUGGUUCCAGAGCAGCAGGCCGGGGGAGUGUCAGAUGGCGUCCUCCAUGCUACUGGCGAGGGACAUGUGGCGUCGUGGCCGUGCAAAGAUUCUAGCGGUUCCAUCAAUCAAUGUCGCUCGAUUUGAUGAAGAGGCGGUUGGUGCUAAGGCUUUGCGGGGAUAUGUGAGCGAUCAUGUCGACUUAUUGCAGCCGAGGCUGGACCAGGCCGAGUACAUCUCAUGGCAGACACAGCCACCAGGAAUGAUCAAGUGUCUGCCUGAUCUGAAACAUCCCAAAUGGAUCGCACCGACAUGA